CAUGACACCGUUGAAGUGCGUUUGUUGCUACAGAGACGUCAGAAUACAACGUUACGUCGCAACCAUUUAAACAGGUCGCCGGAGACGUGGAAACGGCACGAGUGUCACAUUUGGAGCUAUAACCUGCCGUGUAUCGAGAGACGUCUCCCUCUGACAGACAGUUCUUGUUGGGGUUUUGCCACUGAGGUGUUGUUCUACGCACUCGGUGUCACUUUUGGAAGGCGCAGAUGCGGCAGGCUGGCCCCUGGUCUCCCAGCUGUUCCUCCACCUCUGACCGCUUCCCCCUCAGUAACACAGCCGAAUGUGGAAGUGAGCUCUCAGUUGAACCAGAGAAACGCGAAGUGAGAGCAGCCAAUCCUCCACACCUCUGCAGGAUGCGGCCCAUCGUGAGCUUCUAUGUGUGCUACCUGCUGUGCCUGGGCCUGAGCCUGGCCUGCGUGGUGUGCGUGUGUGUGUGGAACAGCCGGUGGCGGGGCGGUUUUGCCUGGGACGGGUCGGGGCUGCAGUUCAACUGGCACCCAGUGCUGAUGGUGACGGGCCUGAUUGUGCUCUACGGCAACGGAGCUGUGUUGUACCGCAUCCCCCUGACCUGGGGUCAGAAUAAACUCCCCUGGAAGCUGCUGCAUGCCACAGUGAUGCUCCUCGCCCUGGUCCUGUCAGUCGUGGGUCUCUGCGCUGUGUUCGAGUUCCACAAUGCUCACAACACUCCCAACCUCUACUCUUUGCACAGCUGGAUUGGAAUCGCUGCGACGGCCCUUUUUGCCAUACAGUGGGUGGUGGGUUUGGCUGGCUUCCUCCUGCCCUGCUCCCCCGUGUCUCUGCGUGCUCUCCUCAAGCCCGUCCAUGUGUGGAUGGGAGGCAGCAUCCUGUGGCUCAGCAUCGCUGCCUGCAUCUCGGGAAUCAAUGAGAAGCUCUUCUUUGUUCUCAAAGCCAGUGCACCUCCGGCGUAUGAUGCCCUUCCACCCGAGGCCUUGUUGGCAAAUGUAUUGGGAGUAUUGAUUGUGGCCUUUGGCCUGGUUGUUCUUAAGAUUUUGUCCAACCACGAGUGGCAGCGACCAGACUCCAGGCCCGAGGACCUGGUUUACACGCCGCUGCUUCAAGAAGAAAAUGAAUGAAGUGCAUCCAAAACCGUUUGACCAUCACAGAUCACAAAUCACUUUAACAAUCCAAAAUAUCUACUUUGAAUGUACAAACAGCUAUUUGAACACUGUGAGAAUUAUGUCUGUUUUGGGUGUUAAUAUUUCUUUAAAAAUUAUAUUUAUAAUUAUAGCUAAGAGAACCUUGAGUACAAGAAUAUUUUACCACAUAUAUGUUCCUAAGGUGAAUAAUAUGUCUCCAAAAAUAAAAACGUCAAAUAUAUUUAAAGUUGUA
This is a messenger RNA of Cyclopterus lumpus (lumpfish), 1371 nucleotides long. Its product is annotated as cytochrome b ascorbate-dependent protein 3. The coding region runs from base 228 to 1115 and encodes 295 amino acids. Gene Ontology annotation, cellular component: lysosomal membrane. The record is from RefSeq and is a predicted model, not a curated record. Lineage: Eukaryota; Metazoa; Chordata; Actinopteri; Perciformes; Cyclopteridae. The transcript has 7 exons. Gene Ontology annotation, molecular function: oxidoreductase activity.